Messenger RNA from Pogoniulus pusillus (Red-fronted tinkerbird), 1888 nucleotides. RefSeq names its product cannabinoid receptor interacting protein 1 (gene CNRIP1). Gene Ontology annotation, cellular component: plasma membrane. Gene Ontology annotation, biological process: negative regulation of signaling receptor activity. The record is from RefSeq and is a predicted model, not a curated record. Gene Ontology annotation, molecular function: type 1 cannabinoid receptor binding. The transcript is spliced from 3 exons. Bases 121 to 609 code for a protein of 162 amino acids. Lineage: Eukaryota; Metazoa; Chordata; Aves; Piciformes; Lybiidae.
CCUCCUCCCUCCUCCUCUUCCUCUGCCUCGCAGCCUCGCUCUUCUUUCCCGGCUCAGCCGCCUAUCCGCGGAGGGGGCGAGACGAGCACAGCGCCCGCAGCCCCUCCCCGGCGACAAGCGAUGGGCGACAUCCCCGGCCUCGUGAAAAUCAGCGUCUCCCUCAAGAUCCAGCCCAACGACGGGGCGGUCUAUUUCAAGGUGGAUGGGCAGCGCUUCGGCCAGAACCGCACCAUCAAGCUGCUGACCGGAGCCAAGUACAAGAUCGAGGUGUCCCUCCGGCCCGGUACCGUCCAGGCCACGACAAUGGGCAUCGGGGGUGUCAAUGUUCCACUGGAAGAGAAAUCAAGGGAUGCACAGGUGGCCUCUUAUACAGGCAUCUAUGACACAGAAGGGGUGCCCCAUACCAAGAGUGGGGAGAGACAGCCCAUCCAGGUCAAUAUGCAGUUUAAUGACAUUGGUGUUUUUGAAACAGUCUGGCAAGUCAAAUUCUACAACUACCACAAACGAGACCAUUGCCAGUGGGGAAACAGUUUUGGCAGCAUUGAGUACGAAUGCAAACCAAACGAAACACGCAGUCUUAUGUGGAUCAAUAAAGAGACCUUCCACUGAAGAGAGCUAAAAAUGAUACUGCUGGACUUUCCCUGAGGAAAAAGCUACCUUUUCAAACCAGCAAGAAGCCUUAACAAAGGCAUCCUGUAACACUGCUUUGUUCCAUAAGGUUUCAACAACUACAUUGUACAUACAGGUGGUGCCACUAAAAUAUUUGCCUAUUACUGUAUUUUAAGUUUACCAUGACAUCUGCAGCUUUCUUUCUCUGUCACUUUGAGAGUACUGAAAACUUCAUGGUAAGGAGUAUUUGCUAGCUGGGUAGAAAUUCAUACCAUCAUAAUACUGUUAUAUUUGGAUUAUUUCCACUCAAUGGUUCCACUAGACAACUUUUGUGAAGUGUUUUGCUUUACGCUUAGAAUUUGGAAGCAACAUCAGGUCAGUGAUUUCUGUAUUUAUGUUUGUGUUUGCUCCUUGAUUAGUCUGCUCCUUUGAGCAUUUUGUUGUACACACCAUCCCAGUGGACAGCAAAACCUGCAAAUUAUGGAUAUUAGUAGGUUUAGAUAAGUGGCAGCUACUGCACUGUUGGUAUUGUGCUUUCAUACCAAGGAAUUUGGAAACUCAUUUUCCCUUUUGUUAAGUGCUGUAAGAUACUCUGUGAAAUUUGCUAAUGAACCAAAUUUUUCCAACCAGCAUUCUUUGCUGUUAAUUUUCUCUGAAAUAGCUUUAGGAAAUGGUAUAAAAUGUGCUCACCUGAAUGAAGGAAAAACCAAUAAAUCAGAUGUGGCAUCAAAGACAUCUAACAACAUGGAUAAUAUCUAUGUUAAGAUCGUGUAGUAUUCUAGAAAGAAACAUCAGCCAUACUUUAUUUACUUCUUAGAGUUCUGAUACCAAUCUCCCCAUUUCUGUUUCAAUGAUGCAUUACUCACAUCAGUGAAAUCCUAGAAAUCCACUUUUUCAAGUCUGACUACUGUAUCAUACCAAAAUCAACAGGAUUUCUGACCAACUGACACUGCAGUGUGAAGAGUGCAGAUCCCAAUGCCAUGUUCUUACAUGCACUGCACCCUUGCACAUGAAGAUCAGCAUGUAAGUGUUUGCAUGGUUAUGACUAAAGGUGCUACCUAAACACUAUAUCAGUGUUUAACAUAUCCAGACAACAAAAUCCAUAUAUUUUCUUCCAGUAAAUAAAGCAGGGAAAAAACUGCACUGUCCCAUCCCCAGUUUAUGCUGAAGUAAGCUGUCAGUCCUUGCAUAUGUUAUAUCCUUUGUGAAUAAUUUGUAAAUGGUGUAUGUAAAUGGUAACCAUGACUUUGGAUCUUUGUAAUAAAGGACUUAAACAAUC